Messenger RNA from Komagataella phaffii GS115, 2214 nucleotides. Its product is annotated as Ubiquitin-binding component of the Rsp5p E3-ubiquitin ligase complex, functional homolog of Bul2p. Gene Ontology annotation, cellular component: ubiquitin ligase complex. The coding region runs from base 1 to 2214 and encodes 737 amino acids. Gene Ontology annotation, biological process: protein monoubiquitination; protein polyubiquitination. The transcript has a single exon. The record is from RefSeq and is a predicted model, not a curated record. Gene Ontology annotation, molecular function: ubiquitin-ubiquitin ligase activity. Lineage: Eukaryota; Fungi; Ascomycota; Pichiomycetes; Pichiales; Pichiaceae.
AUGCGCAACGAACUGCCACCGUAUAGAUCCGAAAACAGGGUUCAAAUCCAGGACAAACAUGAUGAUGAUAUCUAUGACAUAUUGCCUUCAUUCGAAAUGCACAAUUACUACCUUAACAGGACAUUCAAGGAUGUAGAAUUGGAAACCACAAGACUUUCGGGUAUAUUUCAACCCCCUAGCUAUUGCGAUCAUUCUACUACCACUAGCUCAACUGAGUCUAGUUCGUCUACGUUGUAUUCCACUCCAAGUUUGCUGGAAGUCCGAAGAUCAGGUAUCUUGAAUAACGUCAAUAAGUUGCCCAAAUUAGAAAAAUCUCCUUUAAUUCUACAAAUUCAUGUUACGAAAGAUUUCCCCAAGUUAGGAAAGACUUCAAUUCCAGAAUCAGCUCUAAAGGAGUACACAUCUAACGAUCUUAUCACUGGAUAUAUCACUGUUCGUAAUACCAGCUCUAAACCCGUUGAUUUUCAAAUGUUCACACUGUCCUUGGAAGGAACCUCAAAAAUUAUUCAACUUGAUGGCCCUUCUAGCGGUUUACGCUUUUUCUCCAAGAAUUUCCUUAAAAUGUUUGAUUUAUCUGUUUCCAACAACAAUAUACCGAACCAGGAUCUCAAACCCGGUGCCGUUGACCCUGUAGAUGGUACCUACUAUGGUCUUCCUGAGGGCAACGUUCUACAACCCAAUGUUACUUAUAAGAAGUUUUUCGUCUUUAAGCUGCCAACUCAAUGUCUUAAUGACAAAUGUCAGCAUUUCGGUUGCCACCAGCAACAUUUGAUGCUUCCCCCAACUAUGGGUGUAGACAUUACCAGCUUCGAUAAGAAGGCUCAAAGCAUCAAAAUUAAUUCAAACUUGGGUUAUGGUCGAUUAGUUGGUGAGCUGGGGACCCCCAUUAAGACUAAGGAUUUUACCUCUGAUUAUGAAUCUAUUACUUAUAUGUUGAAGGCCCGAUUUAUCGGCGAAUAUGGCAACGAGCUGGCCCGUUUGUCUGAAAGAGAAUACCACAUCCGUUUUAUUCCAUAUGGUUUCUGUCAACCUUAUAAUACCUCUUUGAGAGAAAUAAACCCAGAGGUGCAGUUGUCUCAACUAUACGAAACUUCUUUCAACCAAUUAGCCGCACUAAGGCAAGAAUCCGACCUCAGAAACAAUUUUGGUGUUGAAGCUUCUACCACUCUGGGUCAGCUAUACCUUCAAGACGAUGAUGAAGAGGCAAAAUUGAAGCAACAGAAUCUAAUAGAAACGGCUUCUUCUUCCGAAAAGCAAGUUUUGCAAGACAAGACGGAAAAGGCUAACCAGCUGGUGAGCUUCCCCAUCUCCAAUCCGAACAAGGAUACUAACUACGAGGUCACAAACCUAUUUCUGUUGAAGCAAAACAAACAUACCAAGCUGCAGAGAGUUUUGAAAGGCUCUAAGCAUAAGGACAGUGCCAGAAACGAGUUUGGAAGCAUCACCAUCAUUGCCAAUGUCCCUACCGAAGGUUUGCCAUAUAUUGCACCCAAGUUGUUGAAAUCUUCUUCCGCCAAGCAAGGUCUUUUGAACCCAAUGAAUAAGGCUAACAUCAACCUGCUAGAGAGCUCUCUAGACGACCUGGAAAAGUCUGAUCUGAGUGUCAUUGAUAUGAACUUGGAGUAUGAACCGACUUCAGAGACCGGUUUACCAAAUAUUGAUAUAGCAAACAUAAUGUUGCAAGCCAUAACAACCAAGACUUCCACAUCUGCUCCCAUAACUUUCGGAAAUUCAUCCAAGCUUUUCAAUGGCUACUUCAAGGACCCUGAAACAAACCAAGAAAUCAACAAGUUUGACUUCUAUGUGCUCAAAUUCAAGAAGUUGCAGAGGCAAAUCCAAAAGAUGAGCGAGACGGAUCUGGCUCUAUUUGAUCGUCAAACUGCUUCGGAUAUUGCCAGUAUCGCCAGUAUGCAAUAUCGUAAGAACUACAUUCCAAACGUGGUUCAGAUACAGUCAAUGAUCAAUGGAAAAUGGACUAAGCAAGCUGAUUCCAACAAAUACAAAAAGAAUAUUAAAAUCCUAAUCAAACUUAACGAUACUAACAAAAAUAACUACACAGUGAUUCCCACUUUCGAAGAUUGUUUGAUAUCGAGGCUAUACAACUUGAAGCUGGAUCUCUCAUUCAAAGAGAACACUGCAUCAAAGGACGGCUUUGAGAUGAGCCGCAGUUUGUAUAUCCCUAUCAGAGUGAGAAAGUUCGACUUCAACGAGUAG